This is a messenger RNA of Saccostrea cuccullata (small rock oyster), 1128 nucleotides long. RefSeq lists its product as uncharacterized. The record is from RefSeq and is a predicted model, not a curated record. The transcript has a single exon. The coding region runs from base 1 to 1128 and encodes 375 amino acids. Gene Ontology annotation, biological process: negative regulation of translation; protein polyubiquitination; proteasome-mediated ubiquitin-dependent protein catabolic process. Lineage: Eukaryota; Metazoa; Mollusca; Bivalvia; Ostreida; Ostreidae. Gene Ontology annotation, molecular function: translation repressor activity; zinc ion binding; ubiquitin protein ligase activity.
AUGAAUCCUCGCACUAGUGCCCAGGAUGUGAUACGAUGCCAUGUGUGCAAGGCAACCGUAAUAGAGAUGCACUGCAAUACAUGCUUCAUCAACCUUUGCAGGGCCUGUGUGGGGGAACACAUUUCAACUGACGAAACUACUGUCCAUAAAGUGGUCAAAUUUGAAAACAGAAAAUCCGUUCUCAUUUACCCUUCUGGUAAAUCACGUCCCAGGGAGUCAACCUUGUAUCUUAAAGGCCACUGCAUAAAGUCAGAACAAAGCAUACAAGAAGCAGUAACUCGAACCGUAGUUACACACUUCCUUGAUAAACCAAAAAUUUACACCACCAUAAAAAUUAAGUUUUCAUUUUUAUUUGGUCCUUACUUUGUGGCCUGUCUAAAUGAUGAUAAACUCUGGACAGGGGGAGCUGAAGAUAAAAUGUACCUCUUCAGCAGCAAACGAGGGGAAAUACUCCAGACAGUAGGAACCAUGUCAAAGAACAGGCCAGGAGGCAUAACAGUGACAAAGCAUGGUGAUCUGGUGUAUACUGAUCCAAUAGCUAAAACUGUAAACAUUGUGAAAGAUGAAGGCACCGAGUCUAUAACCCUACAAAACUGGACACCUUACGGAGUCUGCUCUACCCGCUCUGGAGAUCUUCUAGUUAACAUGCACAGUAAUAAGGACGAGAGGUUAAAGGUUGUUCGUUACUCUGGCUCUACAGAGAAACAAUCCAUACUGCUCAAAGACAGAACCUCUAUCUAUGAACAUCCUGUUCAUAAUCAGAAUUGCAUCAGUGAAAACGGGAACUUGGAUAUCUGUGUGGUGGACUUCAUUGAUAAAUCAGUAAUUGUUUUAAACCAAGCUGGAAAACGGAGAUUCAUAUACAGGGGUCAAACUUCCUCUCCCAAAAUAAAACUGUUCAACCCCAAAGGGAUCACAACGGACAGUCGGAGUCAAAUCCUUAUAGCCGAUUAUGACAAUGACUGUGUUCAUAUAAUAGAUCGGGAUGGAACGUUCCUCGGCCUUAUAGACUGUGGGCUAAAGGGCCCUUUUGGACUCUGUAUAGAUUCAAGGGACAAUCUGUUUGUUUCUGAAAUGAGAGACAACCAAGUGAAGAGAAUCAAAUAUCAGCAUUACAAUACAACAUGA